CACCUAGUCACAGGGCUCCGCCCCCAAGGCCACCCAUAAAAGACAGAGCAGAGGCAGCUUUCCUGUGCGACCAUGAGCAGCAGUGUGCACAACGACACGGGUCCUGUCCAGUUGCCGGAGGAGAGGCGCUUUCUCAGCACCUCGGAGGCGGCCGCCCUGGAGCGGGAGCUACUGGACGAGUACCGCUUCGGGCAGCAGCAGCUGGUGGAACUAUGUGGGCACGCCAGUGCGGUGGCUGUGACCAAGGUGUUCCCCUUGCCCUCGCUGUCGCGGAAGCAGAGAACGGUGCUUGUCGUGUGCGGCCCGGAGCAGAAUGGCGCCGUGGGGCUGGCGUGUGCCCGGCACCUACGGGUGUUCGUGAGUAACAGGGCCGUGAUGUGGGGGACAGAAACGGGGCUGGGGUCCUGCUGCCUCCUGCCUCCAUCACCGAACCCCUGUUCCCCCCAGGAAUACCAGCCCAGCAUCUUCUACCCCGCGCGUUCAGCCGACGCGUUGCACCGUGAUCUGACCACGCAGUGCGAGAAGAUGGACAUCCCCUUCCUGUCCUUCCUGCCCGCCGAGGUGCGGCUCAUCGACGACGCGUACGGGCUGGUGGUGGACGCUGUGCUUGGGCCGGGAGUGCGACUGGCGGAGGCAGGCGGGCCCUGCGCGCGCGCUCUGGCCACGCUGAAGCGGCUCUCCAUCCCGCUUGUGAGCCUGGACGUCCCCUCAGGCUGGGAUGCCGAGGCUGGCGGCGACGCGAAGGACACGGUGCAGCCCGAUGUGCUAGUGUCCUUUGCGGCGCCCAAGAGCUGCGCUGGCCGCUUCUCCGGACGUCACCACUUUGUAGCCGGCAGGUUCGUGCCUGACGACGUGCGCCGAAAGUUUGGCCUGCACCUGCCAAAAUAUACUGGCACCGACUGCGUGGCCUCACUGUGACCCGCACCAAUAAACAUCUCCAACACCUCU
Rattus norvegicus (Norway rat) is the source of this 948-nucleotide messenger RNA. Lineage: Eukaryota; Metazoa; Chordata; Mammalia; Rodentia; Muridae. The record is from RefSeq and is a predicted model, not a curated record.